GUUAUCAAUGGUAACAAUCGUAACACUCGACGGCAACAUGUUUGUCACGUUGUUGAUGACACCGUAGAUUUUUUUUUAUUAAAUUGAAAUUAUAAUAUGAAUUUUAACAAAGUUCUUGUCGGGGCCAUUGACCAAGGAACAAGUAGCUCCAGAUUUUUAAUAUUUGAUACAAAAACUUCAGAGUUAGUCACAUAUCACCAGAUUGACAUAAAAGCAUCUUAUCCUGAAAAAGGGUGGGUUGAGGAAGACCCGUUAGAAAUAUUAGACUCAAUAAAUGCAUGCAUCGAUCAGGCUCUUGACAACCUCAUCAAAUUGGACAUCAGUCCAUUGUGCAUUCAAACGAUUGGCAUAACAAAUCAGAGAGAAACCACAGUCGCUUUCGACAUCUCCACAGGAAAGCCACUACACAAUGCAAUUGUGUGGCUGGACACGCGAACAACAGACACAGUAAAUGAACUUCUGAAAAAAAUUCCAGGCCGAGACAAGAACCAUUUGAAGCCUAGAUGUGGCCUCCCACUAUCCACGUACUUCAGUGCUGUAAAAAUGAAGUGGCUGAUUGACAGCUCGGAAAAAGUUCAGUCUGCCAUGCGCGAUGGUGUCUGCAGAUUUUCCACCGUCGAUUCCUGGCUUUUAUGGAACUUGACUGGAGGUUCAAAAUCUGGAAAAUUUCUCACCGACGUUACAAACGCCAGUCGAACGAUGCUUAUGAAUAUUUAUUCGCUCACUUGGGACCCUGUCUUACUCGAAUUCUUUGGAAUACCUCAGAACGUUUUGCCAGAAAUUCGUUCCUCCUGUGAGAUCUAUGGACGAAUGUCUGGCGGGAAGUUGGAUGGCGUGCCUAUUAGUGGAAUCUUAGGCGACCAGCAGGCAGCUCUGUAUGGUCAUGGGUGCUUGUCGGAGGGGCAGGCUAAGAACACGUACGGGACAGGUUGCUUCAUGUUAUGCAGCACCGGCACACAAGUUAUAUCGUCAAAACGAGGUCUGUUAUCUACUGUUGCUUACAAAGCAGGUCCCAACAAGCCCACAUUUUAUGCAUUAGAGGGCUCUGUGGCAAUAGCUGGAGCUGCCACUAAUUGGCUGAGAGACAACAUGGGAAUCAUUAAAAAUACCAACGAGUUUGAAACACUGGCCAAAAGUGUGUCAGACACGCAGAAUUGUUACUUUGUGCCGGCCUUCUCUGGUCUCUUCUUUCCUUACUGGGAGAGUCAUGCUAGGGGAAUCAUCUGUGGGCUCUCCCAGUCAACGACAAAGGCUCACCUGGCUCGGGCAACUCUAGAAGCCAUUUGCUUCCAAACCGUUGAUGUCCUCGAAGCCAUAGAGCGGGACAUGAACAUAACGUUGAAAGUGUUGAAUGUUGACGGUGGAAUGUCAAGCAACAACUUGCUGUUGGAGAUGCAGGCUGAUUUGUUAGGGGUUCCAGUUGUCAGACCGUCAAUGUUGGAGAUGACAGCUCUGGGUGUAGCGAAAAUGGCUGGUCAGGCUGAAGGUGUAGCGGUUUGGAACGAUCAUUCAAACGUCUAUGAUGACUCGACCAAUGAUGUUUUUGUUCCGCUCAUCACAACUGCUUCUCGCAGGAAGAGGUACAUGCAGUGGAACAAGGCGAUUGCCCGAUCAAAGAACUGGGAGCUACCUGAUGAUGAAAUGAUUGAAGCAGAUCCGCGUGAAAUCUCCUCAAUGUUUUCCUGCGCGCUGUUCACUGUGACGUCACUGGCCAUGUACGUCUUCUCAGAACUUGUGGCAGAUGGAUACAUCUGAGCUGGCGGGUAGUUGCUUCACCGUGGUCACCAUCAUUCUGACGAUGACGAUGAUGGGCGUCUACUGAUCCGACGAUAAUUAGUAGCUUGUACAAGGACUACGAUUUUCACGACAAUAGUGAAUGAUAACAAUAGUAACAAAAAGUAAUGAAUAACGGUAAUAAAACAAAAUAAUAACAAUUAUAAUAACAUAAACAACGUAGUAUAUAAUAACGAUAAUAAUAUCUUCAAUUUAUCUCUGGUAGUGUUGCCGUUGGUGGUGGGGGGUUAAUGUUUUUUGGUUCGGUGAAAUGUUGACGGAAGUGAUGGAAAACGACUUUCUUGGAAAGCUGAUGUUUUGAAAGGCUUUUUUUUAUAAUAAUAAUAAUUAACAAUAAUUGUAUUUUUGUAUUUCUUUUAUUCACUUUAUAGAUGUAGUUGAUCACAUUAAUAAUUACUUUUUAAUUCCAUAGUUUUUAAUCAGUUUUAUUUCAAUUUUAUAAAUAAUGUUGUAAUUUUAUUUUUUAUAUAAUUUUUGUUGUUGUUGUUCAUAUUUAACGGCAUUUAUGCUCCCAAAGUGGUGCAAUUGUUUGCCAAAUUAAGAAAAAAUUAUUUUCUUUUUCAUGUGGAAAAAUAGAAGUUCAGAUAAUAUGAAAAAUGUUUAUUGCACUGAACGUGGGGAAAGAGAAAUACUAUGGGAAAAAUAUUUAAAUCAUAUCGUAGUAGUUACAAUCUUUCAGAAAUUUUAUUACAUUGAUAAUAUUAUUGUUAUUCUUAAAAUUCUCUGGAAGCUCUUUAUAUAUUAAAUGUUUAUGUCUAUGUGUAAUUGGGUUCUCGCAAGUUAUAUUAUGUUGGAUUGUUAAUUUGUGUUCGCAAUAUUGACAUAUUGUUUGAUCUGAGUUAUUUAAUAUAUAUCCAUGUAUUAAAGUAAUGUACGUUAUCAAUUUCGGUUUUGGCGUUUUUGUUUAGUAGUGUAACAAAUUCGUUUUUUUAUGCAAUUUUCAUAAUAUUUCCACAUCAUUCUUACAUUAAUUGCUGACUAGGAAAUGUUCUACCUACAUUUUAAUUUUUGCCAAUCAGUGUAUACGAGUAUUAGUACAAUUAUUAUACUGUAUAUAAACUAAUAUUAUUAGUAACAAAUGAAUUGAGUCAAAUUAAUAAUUUUGAUAUGGCACACAUGCUGGACACACAUACACACGCUGGACACACACGCGCGCGCAUGUACAUAUAAAUAUUUAAUAAAAUUCUUUAUAUUCA
Molecule: messenger RNA, 2990 nt
Organism: Helobdella robusta
Lineage: Eukaryota; Metazoa; Annelida; Clitellata; Rhynchobdellida; Glossiphoniidae
Exons: 22
Coding region: 97-1755 (552 amino acids)
Biological process (GO): triglyceride metabolic process; glycerol metabolic process; glycerol-3-phosphate biosynthetic process
Cellular component (GO): mitochondrion
Molecular function (GO): glycerol kinase activity
Source: RefSeq, a predicted model, not a curated record